UUGAUUAUACGGUGCUUAAAUUUUUUCGCAAGGAAAUUCUCCAAAAAUAGUAUUAAUUUUCAGUCCCGGUUCUAUAAAUCUCGCUCGAUAUCGCCACAAAUCCACUGUCGCAAACCACCGGAGCAGUCGUUCCUUACCCGAAAACAAUCGCUUCCGGUCAAUAUACAACCCGGGAAAGUCAGCGAUUUCGUCUGGUAUCAUGAAAUGGGCAUACAUAAUCCGGGUACACCAGAAGGUCGUAGAGCAAGUCAAACGACAAUUAUCGAUAUGCGGGAAAAAAGCACUGCCAUUAGCGGUGGUGGUGGUACCACGACACAUAAUAAUUUUUCGGAUACGGAUAUCACGCAGUCGGAGAAGAGAACGAUUAACCUGCUGUCGAUGGAUGGAGUAACGAUCACCGUCGACAUGGACGUUAUCACGCAAUCAAAAACCAUCAAAAAUAUGCUGACUGGUACAUAA
Gongylonema pulchrum is the source of this 459-nucleotide messenger RNA. Lineage: Eukaryota; Metazoa; Nematoda; Chromadorea; Rhabditida; Gongylonematidae. The record is from the annotation of a GenBank genome assembly.